AUGGACGCUGCCAACUUGGCUGAGAAAAAAGAGUUGAAGCAAGCAUUUGUCCUUGCAACGCUCAUCUCGACCAUUGCAGGCACAUUCAUCACAGGCAUCAACCUCUACGACCGCUUGGUCGAGCAGCGCCGGCAGAGGAAGCGGGACAAGGGCCAAAACAAACGAAUCAAGGAGCUCGAGGCGCGUUUGAACACGGCCGAGGAAGAGAGGACGAAACUGAAGGACGAGCAAGGCAAACAGGGUCAGAGAAAGAGAGCAAAGGGUGGCGGUUCCGCGUCUGAUUCCGAUGCGGAUGAUGACCACGACCGAGACGAUGAUGGCGCCCGCCAUCUUCGACGCUCUCUUCAGCACGGCGGCCCAAGUAUCCAGCGAGAGUACGACCGCUUCUACAAUACGAUGGGACAAAAGUUUGCCCGGGGUGACCUGGUCGCCCAAACCCAGCUGCAGAGCCAAAUCAUAGUACUCCAGAGCACAGUGAUCAAGCUCUUGGAGGAAGCCCUGCUUACUGGCCAACCGCCAGAUCUGAGCAGGCUGUACAACACAUCCGAGUUUGCGCGCGAGGGCAGCAUUCGCGCCCUCCAAGACCAGUAUCAGCGUUUCCUCCAGUCCGCCCCGAUCCCGAGACGAGGGCCAAGGCCCGGAGCGCCCAUCCGCCGUACGUCCUCCACGCCCUCUCUUCGAGGAGAUGCAGCAAGUGAGGCUGGCUGGGACCAUCCACCUGUACGAAAAGCACUCCCUCCUGCAGCAGCCGCCAGUCUGUAUCAUGACGACAUCCGGAGCGGCACCAACAGAAAAGGCCCUCUGUUCUGCCCAUAUGCGGUAGACUUGCAGCACAGCCCGUCUCCCACACUGGUCCACGUCACCUGCCCGGCGUGCGGUACCCUGCUAGAGAAUCCCCCGGCGGGCCGAGAUGAGAGAGAGGGGUGUCAAUCCUCCUGGCGAAUCGAAAAGGAGGUGGUUAUCCGAGACCGGGAUCGGGACUGGGAACGUCGAGGAAGAUCAUCUUCACGUGGAAGCCGCUACGGCGACAAAGACGAAAAGGUCGAUACUAAGUCCUUCAUAUUGACCCCGCGGUUUGUGGCAAAGUGUCAUCGUCCAGAUUCAGGGUACGCCUGUUACCUAUGCCUGUGUCAUCGCGAUCGAGACACGUUGUGUAAAACCGAGGAGACAUUGGUCAGCCAUGUUGCCGGCAAGCACAGCAUUGCCGAGUACAAGCAGGAUCGAGACAUCAAGGAGAUGGCUCGCACGUUGCCCUAUCGUUGA
Podospora pseudocomata is the source of this 1263-nucleotide messenger RNA. RefSeq lists its product as uncharacterized. The record is from RefSeq and is a predicted model, not a curated record. Bases 1 to 1263 code for a protein of 420 amino acids. Lineage: Eukaryota; Fungi; Ascomycota; Sordariomycetes; Sordariales; Podosporaceae. The transcript has 3 exons.